ACUAAUUAUCGUGCAUGGGACAUCACCGUGUCUUUUACUUAAGGAUAAAAAAAUUAGCAAUGAAUUCUUUUAGCAGACAGAAAAUAUAGUAUCAAGAAAAGAAAGUGAUAGAAGAAAAUAACAACUGGAAUAACAGAUUUAGAUUUACUGGUAUGUGUUUCAUGGUGUGUGAUUAUUUGAAAAAAAAAUAUCAUAACGUUGAUGUUAUUCAAACGGAUGAAUUAAUGAAUUCAAUUGUAUAGACUAAAUGCAACAUAAAAGUGGAUUGUUAUUUUAGACGACUACCUCGCGGUGAAUUUUGUUUUAAGAAUUUGAACAUUGAACUUGAUCUUCGUAGAAAUGAUUGGAAAACGGCGCAGGAUUUUCGUGAGUGGAUUUUUUCUAACGCUCACUCUUCUGUUCGGGAUUUUGUACUUCGAGACGAUGUCCCCGGCACGCAUUAAGCAGCUUCACGACAUAGCCAACAAGAGUUAUAAAAAAAUGUUGAACGACAGCUUGAAAGGAGCCGCGGCUAAGGGAAAGUCUGCAGAAGGAAAUUCGUUGAUCUCCUCGCUCGAUCAAGCAAUCGCCCAUGCUUCCAACAAUUCUAACAACGCCAAAAAAGAUCAAGUCUCAGAUCUUGUUCAAAAUCUGAAGACGUAUCUUGAAGCUAGCAAAAGCGAAGUGUCGCAGCCAAAAGACCCAGCGCCCAGUAAACCCCCUGAGGAAAACAAGCCUGCGGUUGUUGAAGAAUACCACAGGGAGCCUGAACCCUAUAACCUGAAAGCGGAACCCAACCCUGCUCAGUUUUAUGACGUCAGCGUACCCGUACCGGGAGACAACUCUCGUCAGAUGACGAUUGGUAUUUCUAAACACUACCAGCUGAACCGCAUAACUCACAGCUGGGCGGAGAAAGAUCGCUUCAGCCCUCACGAGAAUGCGCUGUUUGCUCUACGCAGGUACCAAUCCCCGUGGCUUCUCCAGUUCCGACCGCCAAUCCCCAUCGAUUUCAAAAGUUCCAUCUGCAAAGGCUCGCCGCCGUUUUUACUCAUUGUAAUCCCAUCGUCGCCGACGAACCGCAUGUCGAGGAUGGCCAUUAGACAAACAUGGGGGAGCGUGGGCAGCAGCGGUGCUUGGCCGCACAGGAAAGUCAACGCCAAGGUGCAGGUGCUGUUCUCUAUCGGGCACGAAGUCAUCUCCCCCAACCUCCACCACUUGAUCCGGCUGGAGAAAGACAAAUACCAGGACAUUUUGGAGUUCAACAUGACUGAAGACUACCGCAAGCUGACGGUCAAGAUGCUGGGGAUACUACGCUGGGUCAACACAAACUGCCCGGGGGUCGGAUUUUUCCUGAAGGCGGACGAAGAUUCCUUCAUCAACGUGCCUCUGUUUGUUGACUAUCUGUUAAUAAAUCAAAAAAGUUUGUCACGGUCGGUGAUGGGAGCGAUGUACAACGCUCCCCCUGUCAGACGCUGGGGGAAAUGGCGGGUCUCCAUUCUGGAAUAUCCUUUCCAGAGAUUUCCUACGUACGCGUCCGGGAGCUCUUAUCUCAUCGCUGGCAACGCCAUUGGGGACAUAAUAAAAGCGUCGGAGUUUUUCAUUCCCAUCGCCAUUGAGGAUGCCUUUAUCACUGGGAUCUUAUCCAAAGCCGCGGGCAUCACGAGGUACCACUGCCCCGCCAUGGCGAUGAUGGGCGAGGUCACGUGGAGUAAAGGGGUGCCGCCCAUGUGUGAUUUCCUGGCCAGUCGUCUGGCCAUGACGGACUGCACGGUGGAGAUCUUUGACCGGAUAUGGCUGGCGUCUCAGGUCGAUUACUGCGGGACUCAUGAACGCUGGGGUCUCGAGGACAUUGGCAACCAGUGGACGUUUAAACGUGUCAGUUACUAGCUCAAUUUAUCGUGAAAAGCAUUCUACAAACAUUUAGAAUCCAGUAUUUAAUUUUUUGAAGAUUGUAAAAAUAUGGAGUAGCAAUUUUGUUGGUGGGUUGGUUGUUUUGUUAUUUAAUUAUUGCUUUUAUUUGGAGAAUUAUGGGAAAAAAAGUAAAAUUAACAUGUGUGCUUGUAUAACGGCAAUAUUUUUAUGAGCAUAGCUAUUUUCUGUCUGCUGUAUGUAUGAUAACUGUAAAACAAGCAAUACCGUAUGGGGUAAUCACAUACAUUUUAGCAUAAUAAAAAUGUCCAGUUCUGUCCGAG
Physella acuta is the source of this 2171-nucleotide messenger RNA. Its product is annotated as UDP-GlcNAc:betaGal beta-1,3-N-acetylglucosaminyltransferase 7-like. Gene Ontology annotation, biological process: protein O-linked glycosylation. NCBI's taxonomy places the organism in Eukaryota, Metazoa, Mollusca, Gastropoda, Physidae. Gene Ontology annotation, cellular component: Golgi membrane. The record is from RefSeq and is a predicted model, not a curated record. Gene Ontology annotation, molecular function: hexosyltransferase activity.